GAAAGGACAGGACGCUCCGGAGCUGUGCUGGAUUUCUGUCACCUAGUUAUCCCCGUCAUAUUUGGACCUUUUGAACCGUUUUUCCACCUUGCGCCACCCGGCGUAGUGAAUGAACUUACGCUCUUGGCACCAAGAACUGGCUCCUAACCAUGGGCAGCUCUGCACAACAGUACAGCCUUGGGUGGAGCGAUUUUGAUUCCUCUCUGAAACAUGCAGUCAAAGGACUCCGAACAAGAGGCGAUCUUGUGGACGUGACUUUAUCUGCAGGAGGACGAACAUUCCUUGCACACAAAGUUGUUCUUUCUGCGGCUAGCUCCUUAUUUUUAGACCUGUUAAAGGUGGCUCAAUGUCAGCAUCCCGUAAUUUUAUUAGCAGGCAUUGGUGCAACUGAACUAGAACAAGUGCUGGAUUUUGUGUACACCGGUGCGGUGAGUGUACACCCCUCUGAGUUGACCGCUCUUUUGCAAGCAGCUCAUAUUCUCUGUAUACGUGGUCUCGUUGAAGGAUCCAUUACUGCCGAUGAACCAGAACUUCAGGGUGAGGCUGAGGCAGCCCUAGCCAUCUCAUCUGAGGCUGGUCAAAAAGUCAAUGCAGCGUCACUUGCUGCAGCAACAAAGACAGACAUUUUAGCUACAGUUAGUGCAUCAGAAUCAUCCUGUCGCAAAAGGAAGCCAAAGACAGAGGACUGCGAUAGCAGAGACAGACCUCACGAAAAGUGGGGAAAAGUUGAUUCUGAAGAUGAUGACUCUGAUAUUGAAAGUACCCCCAAAGAAAAUCCCACAAUCACAACAGGAACUCAAACAAAGCCAGCACAAACCCAUGUGAGCCAAACCAUAAAGAAAGUUGUUAGUAGCGUGACAGAAGAUGCACCGAAGUGUCAGAAGCAAAAUGCCAGCAAUUCAGCAUUAUUACCUCCUGAUAUUCCGAGGACUGCCUCAUCACUUGUCGAUGAUUCAAAUUUAAUUCCUGCUCAUCAUUUAGUCAUGAAUGAUGAGGAAAACAAGGAUGAUUCAUAUGGAGAUGUUGCAGCAGCUGCUGAUGCUGCAGCCCUUGCAGCUUCAAUAUUGGCAGACAAAAAAGGUCUUUCGGAUCAACCUGCUGCUUGUCCUCUUUGCCAUGCUAUCAUUCGUCAAUCAAGAAACCUGCGCCGCCACCUUGAAUUAAAACACUUUGGAAGAAAGCCAAACAAAAACAAAAGUGGAAAGCGGAAAAAAAGCGCAAGUCAAGGUGAUACAGAUAAUGAGUCAAAUGCUGGCUCAGUGGCAGACACCUCAGUUAUUGAUCACGUUCAAGUAGAGAUGAAGAGCCCCUCAGUUUGUGAUACAGGUCUGCCUUCAGUUUCCACAUCUUCCUCAAGCAGCCCAACCCAUAAUCAUCCUUCCAAACUUCAUACCUUGACUGAAUUACAGCCAGCCCACCAACAUCAUAAUGUUGAAGCCUAUCUCCAUCAGCAACAACUUCAGCAGCUCGACUCAUUCCCUCCUCAUGUUGGCAUCAACCCGGCAUCAACGAAUGCCACUUAUCAGAUACCAUACCCUCACCCCCAUCCGCACCUAUCUAUGCUUCGAGGUGAUCCUCAUGCAAUAUUGGGGUCAGCGGAGAGCAUUGCAUUUCGCGCUCAACAGCAGUUCUCAUUAUACAGAGGAAACACAAGUUCCUCAAAUCAUGAAUAGCAUCAGCCAAAUUUCUUAUAUUGGAUGUUGAUGUUGUGUCCUGCACCUGUCAUGCACCAAUUUGAGAAAAGGAAACAGGUGGAUUUUAUUUGUUUGUGUACAUACGUUGUCAUUAAAUUAUUUUUUAUUGAAUGUUGAUCCUCAUCCUCAUGAAUUUCGCUCAUUGGCAGGCGCAACAGGAGUGCUUUCUUCAUUUUGGAGAUUUUUUUAUUUCGGACCCUUUUUGAGAUCCAUUUUAUCAGGAGUAAGUUUGUUUUCAUUGCAGAAGUCAUAUGGUAAAACAAAAUAAAUGCGAGCUACAAGUA
This is a messenger RNA of Thrips palmi, 1978 nucleotides long. Its product is annotated as transcription factor GAGA-like. The transcript has 6 exons. Gene Ontology annotation, molecular function: protein binding. NCBI's taxonomy places the organism in Eukaryota, Metazoa, Arthropoda, Insecta, Thysanoptera, Thripidae. Gene Ontology annotation, cellular component: nucleus. The record is from RefSeq and is a predicted model, not a curated record. Gene Ontology annotation, biological process: regulation of transcription by RNA polymerase II. The coding region runs from base 150 to 1673 and encodes 507 amino acids.